This is a messenger RNA of Xylaria bambusicola, 1374 nucleotides long. RefSeq names its product translation elongation factor 1 alpha chain. NCBI's taxonomy places the organism in Eukaryota, Fungi, Ascomycota, Sordariomycetes, Xylariales, Xylariaceae. The transcript has 4 exons. The record is from RefSeq and is a predicted model, not a curated record. Gene Ontology annotation, biological process: translation; translational elongation. Gene Ontology annotation, molecular function: GTP binding; GTPase activity; translation elongation factor activity. Bases 1 to 1374 code for a protein of 457 amino acids.
AUGUCGACUAAGGCUCACCUUAACGUCGUCGUCAUCGGCCACGUCGACAGUGGCAAGUCCACCACCACUGGUCACUUGAUCUACCAGUGCGGUGGUAUCGACAAGCGAACUAUCGAGAAGUUCGAGAAGGAAGCCGCUGAACUCGGCAAGGGUUCCUUCAAGUAUGCCUGGGUUCUUGACAAGCUCAAGGCCGAGCGUGAGCGUGGUAUCACCAUCGAUAUCGCUCUCUGGAAGUUCGAGACCCCCAAGUACUACGUCACUGUCAUUGAUGCUCCCGGUCACCGUGAUUUCAUCAAGAACAUGAUUACUGGUACUUCCCAGGCCGACUGCGCUAUUCUCAUCAUUGCCGCCGGUACUGGUGAGUUCGAGGCUGGUAUCUCCAAGGAUGGCCAGACUCGUGAGCACGCUCUGCUCGCUUUCACCCUGGGUGUCAAGCAGCUCAUCGUCGCUAUCAACAAGAUGGACACCACCCAGUGGUCUGAGCAACGUUUCCAAGAGAUUGUCAAGGAGACCUCUUCCUUCAUCAAGAAGGUCGGUUUCAACCCCAAGCACGUCGCUUUCGUCCCCAUCUCUGGCUUCCACGGAGACAACAUGCUGGAGCCCACCAAGAACGCUUCCUGGUACAAGGGCUGGGAGAAGGAGACCCCCAAGGGUGCCAAGGUCAACGGCAAGACCCUCCUCGACGCCAUUGACGCCAUUGAGGAGCCCAAGCGUGCCAACGACAAGCCCCUCCGUCUCCCCCUCCAGGAUGUUUACAAGAUCGGUGGUAUUGGAACGGUUCCCGUCGGCCGUAUCGAGACCGGUGAGCUUAAGCCCGGUAUGGUCGUCACCUUCGCCCCUGCCAUGGUCACCACCGAAGUCAAGUCCGUCGAGAUGCACCACCAGCAGCUCGAGAAGGGUAACCCUGGUGACAACGUUGGUUUCAACGUGAAGAACGUCUCCGUCAAGGAUAUCCGCCGUGGUAACGUCGCUGGUGACAGCAAGAACGACCCUCCCUUCGGUGCUGAGUCCUUCAACGCUCAAGUCAUCGUCCUUAACCACCCCGGUCAGGUCGGUGCUGGUUACGCCCCGGUUCUCGACUGCCACACUGCCCACAUUGCUUGCAAGUUCUCUGAGCUCCUCGAGAAGAUUGACCGCCGUACUGGUAAGAGCGUUGAGAACAACCCUAAGUUCGUCAAGUCUGGUGAUGCCGCUAUCGUCAAGAUGAUUCCCUCCAAGCCCAUGUGCGUGGAGGCUUUCACUGACUACCCUCCUCUGGGUCGUUUCGCCGUCCGUGACAUGCGUCAAACCGUCGCUGUCGGUGUCAUCAAGUCCGUCGAGAAGGACACCAAGGUCAAGGGCAAGGAGACCAAGUCUGCUGCCAAGAAGAAGUAA